This is a messenger RNA of Xenia sp. Carnegie-2017, 5313 nucleotides long. Its product is annotated as gem-associated protein 5-like. The record is from RefSeq and is a predicted model, not a curated record. Gene Ontology annotation, molecular function: protein binding. NCBI's taxonomy places the organism in Eukaryota, Metazoa, Cnidaria, Anthozoa, Malacalcyonacea, Xeniidae.
UGUUUUCAAUGGUUGUAAUUCUGUAAAUCCUUGCCUCUCUGGUUCACGGAGCCAGUGCUCAGUGUCUUAAUGGUUUCCAUUCGCAGAGGAAGGUAUGCCAGGUAACAGUCGCACGUACGUAACCGCAGCGGUAAAGAAAGACUCUACUUGGUUACUGUGAAAUUCUGUACGAAUAGAGUUAAGCUAAUAAUUAAAAUGAUUGAUAUGAUUCUGGCAUCAGCCAACUGGUAUUGCGGUACCAUUUGUGAUGUAAGUCGUGAUGGGAUUUUUGCAUAUGGUGGCAAAAACACAAUAUUUCUUCUGGACAUUACAAAACCGCAGGACUGUCAAUAUUUUGGUCAUCUUUGUGGUCAUAAGGAUCGAGUAACGUCAGUUCAAUUUUGUAAAACAUCAUUGCAUUCAAGAUGGUGUUUCAGUGCUUCCGAAGAUCUCUCUGUUGCUGUUUGGGACAUAGAUACUAAGGAACUUAUUUCACAAUUGACUGGAAGGCAUCAGGCACGGAUCUCCGCUGUUGCUUCGUCAUUGCUGUCUGAUGUGUGGGUCUAUUCAGGUGAUGAAAAAGGACGUCUUAUCUCAUGGAAACACUUGCAAAACGAAGUUUAUGAACAUUUUCCACUGAAUGGAUGCAUAAAUUGCAUUUCUUGUUCACCUGAUGAAGAAGGCAUUGUGGUGAUAGGUUAUAAGACUGGUCAAAUCAUAGUCAUAUCAACCCAUGCACAGAAAAUGGAAGUUGUUAAUGUUUUGAAAGGUCAUGAUGAUGAAAUUCAUUGUUUGAUUUGGUCACCGUGUUCUUUGAAAGAAUUACCUUCAGAAAUAUUUGCUGAAGAAACGACUCCCGAAGAUGGUUUUAUCCUAGCAUCAAGUUCUCGCGAUAAGACCAUUCGUUUAUGGAAUUUAUCAUUUGAUCAGUACAUCACAGUUUUUAAUGUUCCUACAAAAUCGUCGAAAGGUAAACAUUCUCGUGAUGAUUACAAUAUGAAAUCACGGUUAUGGAUAACCCUUUGCUGGCCAAGAAAUGAUCCCAGCACGUUGCUGUCCAGUGGAUUCAACGGUGACAUUCUGAGCUGGAAUCUCUCGAAGAAAUCUAAACCAAAAUGGCGAUUGUUUGGCGAACACAGUCGCAUCGUGUUCAACAUGUGUCAUCGUCCUGCUAAUGACGUAAUGAUCAGUGUGUCAAUGGAUAGGCAGAUAAAUAUUUGGAGUUUGGAAGAUGCAACACUCCUUACCAGUCUACCAUGUUGUGGUGGAUUUGUGUAUAGCUUGGAUGUAACUGUGUUAGAUCCAUUGCGUCUCGCUGUUGCUGUUGGUGAUAACAUGAUACGUAUUUGGAACAAUUCAAGAAGUUCAUCUCCUAAAGUUACUAAUCUUUGGCGUGGGAUUGGUACCAAGGUUAUGAUAGUUCUUUGGCAUUCAUUGAACGAAGGUUUACUUGCUUUUGGUACAGAGGAAGGAAAAGUUGGCAUUUAUAAUGUUCUUUCACAAACAUGCAAUGUUUCAAGAAUAUAUCACAAGAAAUCGGUUUAUUCAUUGUCUUGGGGUCCUCCAUCUGAGCACUUGGAUGAUGAAGGGGACAAGAAUUUGCGUUUAUACAGUUGUGGGGGAGAAGGAACCAUUUUAGAACACAAGCCCGAUCGUUUAAGCGACGUAGCAAAAAAUAUUGACGUUGUCAUCAAAAGGACAAAUGAAAUAACGCACAAUAUUUCUGGACAUACUGAAGUUUCUUGUAAACCUGACGGAACAUUGAUGGCAAUUGGCAAUGAAGAUGGGUCUAUUCUCUUCUGUGGUUUUCCCGAUUUGAAGAUUUUGUCAACUAUAGAUGUUCAUAAGAAAAUAACAUGUCUGGCAUGGUAUCUAAGUUAUGAUACAGAUGAUCCUUGUCUGUCAUAUCUUGCAUCGGGAUCGAAUGGCUCCGACGUCCAUGUUCAUGAUUCAAAAGAAAUCUUAAGAACGUUGGAAAAUGGUUCCAUGAAUACCGUCACAAGCAGCUACCGCUGGCUAGCUGGUCACAGUGCUCGUGUUACAGAUGUCGCUUGGAGUCCACAUUCAGAUUUGAAACUUGCUUCUUCUUCUUAUGAUGGGACUGUACAGGUAUGGGAUGUCGUGACAGGUUCAGCAUUGGUCAACUACCGUGGUCAUUGUGGUCGCGUAAUGGCUGUGGUGUGGAGUAUUAUUGAUGUUGAUGUCUUGUUUAGUGGUGGAGAUGAUUUUACUGUUCGUUCAUGGAGAAUAUCUCAACAAGUCUUCAAAGAACCUCCAUUAGAAUCAAAGAAGCCAAAAUCCAGAAGCAAGAAGAAGAAAAAGAAAGCGCUAUCCAACGACACUCAAAAUAGGAAAGACGAAAUCGUAAUGAAUAAAGAUGUUAUGCAAGUACCUUUGAUUGCUGACUCUAGUUGUAGCGGAAAGGAUUUUGUUGAAACUAGUAAAGAUUUUAAAGAUGUGUCACUUGAAGAAAACUAUACACUGCAACAUAACAGUCAAACGCUAAACUCGUCCUUUGCCGAUGAAAGACAAGAAUGUGUAGACUUCCGUCAACCUCAUGACGCUACAACUUCUAAUAAAGCAAAUACUGUUGAAAACAAAAAGAAAAAAAAGCGAGGAAAAUCCAUGCUUCCACUUUCUGCCUUGGCUGACAACCGACCUAGGGAUAUAACGAGUAAAGGAUGUAUUGAAGUUGCAAAAUUCGUUACUGGUAGCACAGACACUGUUCACACUGAUAGCGAUAAAUUCAGUCUUGGUCUAUUUGCUGAUAGAAAAUCAACUUUUAGUAUGUUAACUGAACAAGGGGUUUACCAUGCAGAAAAUGGAAAUAUUGACUAUCAGAUACACUUGGAAUUAUGGAAAGGAAACAUAGGAAAAGCACUGGAAGUUGCUGUUGAGAAAAAACAGUUGAAUGACUGUUUAGUUGCUUUCAGUCAUUUAGCUGGAGAAAGUGUGCGACUGGUCAUUACUGAAGCUUUUGCAGAACAACUUGUUGGUCAAGGAAGUUUUUAUCGAGCUGCUCUGUAUUAUCUCGCAUGUGAUAAAGUGUACGAAGCAAUCAAUGUGUUGAAAGUUGCUGGAAUGCACAGAGAUGCUAUUGCUUUAGCUAAAGUUCGUUUGUUACCCUCUGAUCCUGUGUUGCUUGACUUGUAUUCUUCGUGGGGUCGACGGCUGGAAAUUGAAAACUCUUAUGAACAGGCAUCAAAGUGUUACUUAGCUUGUGGGUUAAAGGAUGACGCAAUUCGUGUUUUGACUCGAAGAGGAGAUGAAGUUGCUUUCCAUACUGCAGCACAGGUAGCAAUGUUUUGCCAAAAACUAGAUCUUGCUCAGUCCCUGAUUCAGCAGUCUGCUUUGAAAGCAACCAAAAAAGCGAGGUGGAAUGAUGCGUUGGACAUGAUUCACGACUACACGGAAAUGGAGCCACUACUAUUAUUGAUAUGUACUCAUAAGACCAUGCUCAAAAGUUUGUUGAAAUCAGGUGCCUUUGGAGAAGAAGAUUUCCCAGAACGUCAGUUAUCUGAAUCUAAUGAGAUAGGCGAUGCUUGCUGUCACACUGAGUUACCCAGCUUUAUAACAAAGCUUCAAGCUAAACACGAAGGUUUUUUGAUCGAGGGAGCAUCGUUAUUUUGGAGAUCGGUUUCUAACGAUGAUUCAGACUUUUUUAUUUACAAAAUUUUGAGGCAAUGGUGGCGUGAAUGUGAUUUAGAACGCAGUAAAUCUCGUUUACCUGCGUCCUACGUACAACUUUCAGCGUUAACUUGUGGAAGGCAAAGUUUAUUGAAUAAAGGAAUUGCUGAAAAUAUAAUGAUGAUGAUAUCGAAAAACGUUUGUCUUGGUUUGAUUGCUGCCUUACUGGGCAAAAGUGAAUUAUGUUUGGAGCAUUUUCUUAAAGCUCUCGCGGCUUGUAACGAUUAUAAAUUCCAAGUUAUUAUUUGUCAUCUCGUUGAACUUCUGUUUCCUUUUGGUCUCGAUCGUGUCGUUGUCUUGAGUUACUGUCUCAAAACAAUAGGACGACGUCAGUGGGUACCAUCGAUCAAUAUUUCAACAAUAUUAUGGCGUUUUACUAUCAAGCACUCCUUCGUGAUUGUUUGAGAUGUUUAAAAUUGAAGAAUUUCCUUGGAAAAGAAGCUCAUCUCAAUGAAGCACAAGAUUCGAUGACGUUACCCGUUGAUAAUUGUGUUGACGCCUCUGGUAACAAAAUCUCACAGGCUCCAGACCCAACCAAGUCCACAAUAAAUAGUUCUUCAGCAGUUGAAAAAGAGGAUAUCAUAUUGCGUUCAGAUGCAUGUGAAAGUCGUCGUUUCGAGUCAAAUCAUGGAAAGCUUCUAACUACUCCCAUAGAAUUUUAUCGCCUUUGUUUAUUUUGUUCAACAGUUCUGCUUUCAGAUAUCUACGCUCAUGUUGUUGAGGGUGGAUCUCAUUCCUGCACAGACAUUAUGGAGGAUGGUGCUUAUGGCAACACUGAUAUUGUGGAUGUUGUUGCUCAUGGCAACACUGACAUUGUGGAGGAUGGUGCCUAUGGCAACAUUGACAUUAUGGAGGAUGUUGCUCAUGGCAACACUGACAUGAAAGAACAUGGUACUUAUGACAACACUGGCAUUACGAAGGAUGGUGCCUAUAACAAAACUGACACCGUGGAGAAUAGUAGUUGUGGCAACACUGACGUAAUUCAGGAUAAAUUACGAGACGAUAGAAAUGAAGUGGAGAAAAUGUUGCAGAAGAUACCAUUUCCCAACGUGAAAGAAAGUGUGUCUUUGUUGUUAGAUUUAUUGAACAUUAUAAUUUCAUCGCCUCAUGCCGACAAAGACUUGAAAACUGGGUCGUCCGAACUGUUCAGAGAAAUAACUUCUUGGGCAACACGCAGGAAAUAUGAUCUGAAAAAGUGACUUCAGUCAACGAGGAAUUACAAAACAUCUCUGGAAUAUGUCAGUAAUUUGAGUUUUUUAUUAUGCUGUAAAUUGUUGUGCUGUAGUUUUGAUGUUUAUGUGUUGGUCUGUUGUGAACUUGACAAUGGAAGGUAAGUUACGUAAUUUGUUCCAAUAGUGAUUUAAAAAAUGGCUUUUAUCUACAUUUAUGCAUGUAGUCAAUAACUGAAUUGAAAGUGUGUAUUGCUGCUAAGUCCUGGCUGUAUGAGUAAGUGCCGAAAUUGUGAGGAUAGGUUUUGUCAAAAAAAAACUUAAUUUAAAGCCAUAAAUGCCAUACUCAAAAAACUAAUUUUCUAAAGAUACGAACCAUCACAGUUUAGUGAGUAUGUCUAUAUUUGUGUCUAUCUUUGUGCGUGCCUUUUUUACGUUUGUGUCGAUUGUUGAAAUAGUUGAAUCUACCUUUUUGUCU